Messenger RNA from Camellia sinensis, 1853 nucleotides. Its product is annotated as protein trichome birefringence-like 23. Gene Ontology annotation, cellular component: Golgi apparatus. The record is from RefSeq and is a predicted model, not a curated record. NCBI's taxonomy places the organism in Eukaryota, Viridiplantae, Streptophyta, Magnoliopsida, Ericales, Theaceae. Gene Ontology annotation, molecular function: O-acetyltransferase activity.
CAUUAACGCAAUUGAAAACCACCCAAAAGGUGCAAUGGAGAACUUCCUGUUUAAGAAGUGGUCAAGUGUUCUUUUCACACACACACUUUCUCACAGAGACACAGAGAGAGUUACUAGGGAAGGAAAUGAAGUCGAGUUGGAAGAGGUGGUGGAGCUCUGUUGACAAGCACACCCACUUGUUUGUGAAAUUGGCACUUUCAAUCCUCCUAUUUGGUCUUGCUUUCAGGUUUAUCUUCUCUCAAGCAACUGGGUUUUCUAAUGUUGCUGAUACACCCUUUAUCAAGCAAGCAGUGAAUCCGAAACCGGCAGUUUCUAUUGAUUUCCCGGAAAAUCAAGACCACUUUCCUGGAAAUGACACUCCAGUUUCAGUCAACCCAAAACAAGAAGUUUCUGCCGAUUUACGAAACACCCAAAUUCCUGAAAAUGGUACUCUGGUUUUGGUGAAUCCAGAACUGGUUGAUUUGGAGGAGACUAGAGAUCAGAUUCCUGAAAAUGGUAUUCAAAUUUCGGGAAAUGGGACUCAGGUUUUGGUGAAUCCGAAACAACCAGUUUCUAUCGAUUUGCAGGAAAAUAGAGAUCAGAUUGAAAAUGGUACUCAAGUUUCUGUGAACCCAGAGCAACCAGUUUCUGGCGAUUUUCCAGAAAAUAGAGAUCAAGUUCCUAAAAAAGAGAAAUGUGAUAUUUUCUCCGGUGAUUGGAUCCCAACCUCGGGAGGUCCACUUUACACUAAUGAGAGUUGCAGCUUGAUUGAAGAUCAUCAAAAUUGUAUGAAGAAUGGGCGGCCCGAUACUGGGUAUCUCAAUUGGAGGUGGAAUCCGCGAAAUUGUGAGCUGCCGGCAUUCAACGCAGAACUAUUUCUUAGCUUGAUGAGGAAUAAAACAUGGGUACUGAUUGGUGAUUCAAUAACUCGAAACCACGUCCAGUCAGUGCUUUGCAUUCUCUCAAAGGUGGAACAAGCCAUACAAGUUUACCACGAUGAGGAAUACAGAUCCAAAGGAUGGCACUUCCCCUCAUACAACUUCACCAUCUCGGUGUUUUGGUCCCCUUUCCUAGCCAAAGCCGCCAUUUUUGAAAACUAUAAUGGGGUUUCAACAUCUCCCAUUGAGUUACAUCUUGACAAACUCGAUACAACAUGGACUGACCACUUUCGUGACACAGACUACAUGAUAUUUUCUAGCGGUAAAUGGUUUGUCAAAACCGCAUUCUACUACGAAAAUGGCACAAUAUUGGGCUGUCACAACUGCCCUAAAGAAAACCAAACUGAGCUUGGGUUCGAUUUGGCUUAUCGCAAAGUCCUUCAAAAGGUGUUCAACUUUAUCGUCUCAUCUAAUCACACUGGCAUGAUAAUUUAUAGGACCUCCACGCCAGAUCACUUUGAGAAUGGUGAAUGGUAUAAUGGAGGGAAUUGCCUGAGAACGGAACCAGGCAAGGAAGGCGAGUUCAAGAUGAAUGAAUUGAAUAGAAUUCUUCGCCUUGUUGAGUUAGAGGAAUUUGAGAAGGCGGCUGCGAAAGCAUCUAAAAGAGGGAUUAGCCUUAAACUUCUUGAUGUAAUGCAGCUUUCAUUGCUGAGACCUGACGGACACCCUGGUCUGUACAGAUACUUCCAUCCCGAGGCCAUGGACAACACAACAAAGAUUUUUUAUGACUGUCUGCAUUGGUGUUUGCCGGGGCCCAUAGAUUCAUGGAAUGAUUUGCUUAUGCAGAUGGUUGUGAAUGGUUGAGAAGAUUAUAGCAGAUUGUAUACUGUCAUUGUUUUGUUUUCAUUUGAAAGAUAAAAAAACAUGUUUAACGGAUAAUUUAACAUUCAUUUAUUGAUUUUUUAAGGCAGAUCUAUAGUAUACCUUCAGCAUCAA